Molecule: messenger RNA, 1599 nt
Organism: Folsomia candida
Lineage: Eukaryota; Metazoa; Arthropoda; Collembola; Entomobryomorpha; Isotomidae
Product: UDP-glucose 4-epimerase
Exons: 6
Coding region: 309-1358 (349 amino acids)
Biological process (GO): beta-D-galactose catabolic process via UDP-galactose, Leloir pathway
Cellular component (GO): cytosol
Molecular function (GO): UDP-glucose 4-epimerase activity
Source: RefSeq, a predicted model, not a curated record
GUUAUCCAUAGUCAACUAAUACACAUGCAUCCAUUUAGUCACUGAAAUAAUAAGGUGAAUCUGUUGUAAUUAGAUCAGUGCCACAUAACCUGUGAUAAUGUUAUCAAAUCAUGUCUGAUUGGCAUGCCAAUUCUGGUUCCACAUACAUUUUCGAGAGUUAUACUUCGGUUUUAAUUAUUAAAAAAAUAUUAGCAUUUAUGCAUGCACAUGUGAAGACUGAAGUAACCAUUCUGGAUUUAAUCAACAAUUAGUUCUAUUGGUCUACAAGUAGUUAUCUGAAAACCAAAGUGAAAACAUCUAUCAGAAAAAUGCCAAGAAUUUUAGUAACCGGAGGAGCAGGAUAUGUUGGGUCGCAUACUGUGAUAGAACUGAUAAAUUACAAAUUUGAAGUAGUUGCAGUGGACAACAUGGUCAACGCUAUCAUGGGUGGAAAAGGGAAACCAGAAAGUCUUGCGAGAGUUGAGAAAUUGACAGGGGGUGUGGUCGACUUUGAACAAGUUGACAUUCUCAAUGAAAAUGAGCUGGAACAAGUUUUUGCAAAUAAGGGUCCAUUUGAUUGUGUCAUCCAUUUUGCUGCACUGAAAGCAGUUGGAGAGUCCUGUAAAUUGCCUCUGCGAUAUUACAGGAAUAAUGUAAUCGGCAGCAUAAAUUUGUUGGAAGCAAUGUCCAGGCAUAAUUGUAAAAAUAUUGUAUUUUCAUCAUCCGCCACUGUCUACGGUCCACCACAAUAUUUACCAAUUGACGAGAAACAUCCCAUCGGAAGUUGCACUAAUCCUUAUGGGAAGACCAAGUUCAUGAUUGAGGAAAUAAUGCAUGACAUGUGCCUUGCUGACCCAGAAUGGAAAGCUAUAAUGCUGAGGUAUUUCAAUCCUGUUGGGUCGCAUCCUUCUGGAGAGAUAGGUGAAGAUCCUUGUGGCAUUCCGAAUAAUUUAAUGCCAUAUAUUUCACAAGUCGCAGUAGGAAAGCGGCCAUGCUUGCAAGUUUAUGGAAACGAUUAUGAAACCAAGGAUGGAACUGGGGUGAGGGAUUAUAUUCAUGUAAUGGACUUGGCGGAAGGUCAUGUUGCUGCAGUUCGGAAAAGUUUGGAUAAAGACUUCCAGGGAUGGACGGCAUAUAACUUGGGAACGGGACAAGGAAAUUCUGUUUUGGAGGUGGUGUCCGCGUAUGAGAAAGCAUCAGAGAAAAAUGUUCCUUAUGAAUUCAUGCCAAGACGGGGAGGCGAUAUUGCUUCUUCUUUUGCUGAUUGUUCUCGGGCUGAAAAGGAAUUGAACUGGAAAGCUAAAAAAUCAAUUCACGAUAUGUGUGCUGAUGCAUGGCGGUGGCAAUCAAAUAAUCCUAAUGGCUUCCAGAUACCAUAGUGUUUGAGAUGAUCCAUUUGACAAAAUCCCACUGCGUGCCUUAUUCUUUCUAGCUAGAAGUAAAUACCUUCAUGUAUUUUGUAACACGGAUUUUAAACAUGUUUCAAAACAUAUUUUAUUUCAAUCUUAUAAGUAUACACCUCUUGUUGUAUAGAGCUCCAUGGUAUACAUUUAUAAUGGGCCAAUAUACAAUGACCAUACCAAUUUGUACUACUGUUAAUAAAAUCUAUUUGCUAAACUA